AUGUCGCGCUCAAUUGCACGCCGCAUCUACGCCGAUGCCUUUGCGAAAUGGCCCAAACAAGACCUCCGGCCCGACUACCAACUCCAAGACGUCCUCAAAGCCGCCGUGGAAGAGCGUUACAAGAACUUUCAGCCGGCCAUGGAGGCGGAGGAGACCCUGAAGGCGAGGGCCCUGCAGUUCCUCGUACAGGACAAGUUUAACAACAGGUACAAGCUCAAAGGACCGAUGCUGGAACCUAAAAGCCAACCGACAUAUUUCCAAGAUCUCGUCCGAGAAAUUGACGAGGCACCGAGAAGGACGUGGCUAGAGCGGUUGGGCAAACGACUAUCUGGAAUGAUUCGACUUCAGUAA
Molecule: messenger RNA, 351 nt
Organism: Metarhizium album ARSEF 1941
Lineage: Eukaryota; Fungi; Ascomycota; Sordariomycetes; Hypocreales; Clavicipitaceae
Exons: 3
Coding region: 1-351 (116 amino acids)
Biological process (GO): mitochondrial respiratory chain complex III assembly
Cellular component (GO): Cbp3p-Cbp6 complex; mitochondrion
Molecular function (GO): ribosome binding
Source: RefSeq, a predicted model, not a curated record